Molecule: messenger RNA, 7425 nt
Organism: Pogona vitticeps (central bearded dragon)
Lineage: Eukaryota; Metazoa; Chordata; Lepidosauria; Squamata; Agamidae
Source: RefSeq, a predicted model, not a curated record
AAACUAGAUUUUCUUAUGGGUGGGCCUGAAAAGAGUAAAGGGAAAUUCUGUGCCUAACACAUUAUCUCUCCAAAGAUUUUAUUUCUCGUUCAUUGAAGUACCAUCUUUUAAACAGCCCAUCAUUGCUCACAGGAAGUAGUGAGUUAUAAAUAAGGGUGUUGGGUUUUUUUCCCCUCUGAAGUUUCUGUGAAUACAGCAUAAGAUGAGGUCAGAUAUACUUCCCCUUCACACAGUACAGCUAAAACCUUCACUUCACUGAAGCGUUAUAGACAAAAAGUCAAAGCAAUGUGCUUUUAUAUAAUAGAUUUCUCUGCUGCUUGAGCUCAUUCUUCCACAAUGAGCUUUAAAGGAAAAGUAUUCAGAAGAGACCCCAGUGAACACUGGCGAAGGAAAAGGACAGUUAGACGAACAAAUCCUGGAGAAAUCCAAAGAUUGAGCUGUCAGGAGAAACCCAAACUUCUGGAACCUGUGGAUUAUGAAGCGGUCAUAUCAGAACUUGAGAAGAAUAUUGAGGAUGACUGUCUCAAAGACCUCAUCUUGUUCCCCGAAGAUGACUUUUCAGUAGCCACUGUUCCCUGGGAAAUAAGAACAUUGUACUUGUCUGUUUCUGAAGAUGCAGAGCAAAAAGCUGAACAUCUGUUUGUUAAAGAGGCAUGUAGAUAUUACAGUUCCCAAUGGCAUAUUGUAGACUACAAAUAUGAGCAGUACUCAGGAAGUUUUAGAGAUCUACCACGAUAUGAAUGGAGACCAGAAAAACUCUCUUCGCAUUCCUUUGAAAUUGAUCACGAAGAUAUUGACAAGGAUGAAGAUACAACAUCCCACUCAUCUUCAAAAGGAGGUGGUGGAGGAGGAGGGACAGGAGUUUUUAAAUCUGGCUGGCUCUAUAAAGGCAAUUUCAACAGCACAGUUAACAACAGCAUUACAGUUCGGUCAUUCAAAAAGCGCUACUUCCAGCUGACACAAUUGUCAGACAACUCAUACAUAAUGAAUUUUUACAAAGAUGAAAAGAUCUCAAAGGAACCUAAAGGCUGCAUCUUUUUGGAUUCCUGCACAGGGGUUGUUCAGAAUAACCGGCUUCGGAAACAUGCUUUUGAGCUGAAGAUGAAUGAUUUGACAUAUUUUGUGCUGGCAGCUGAAAAUGAACAAGAUAUGGAUGAAUGGAUUUUUACACUCAACAAGAUCCUACAGAUAAAUCCAGAAGGGUCUCUUCCAGAGAGGAAGAGUGCAGACAUCACAGAUCUGAAAUUUGAUUCAGAAGAUAUGUCAGUGAAUUAUGAUUGCCCACAAGAAGAAACUGAUUCUUCAGAGAACUGUUUGCAUCCAGAUUUCUCUAAAUACCUCACAGAAACAGAAGAAACUGUUCGAGCAUCUCGAAAUAUGGAUAGGCUGAAUUUGUUCUCCCUCGAUCCUGACAUUGUUGCCUUGAAUCCUCAAAGAAGGGAAUUUGCAGGAGCAGAUUCAUUGCUCAAAUCCUUUCUUGAGAAAGAUGCCAAGCGGAUCAUGAUAAUGUGCAAAUCUCUUAGUUUGAAUCUUCAAGCCUGUGUGUCUGAAAAUGAAAAUGAUCCAGUUACCAAUAUUGAGCCCUUUUUUGUGAGUGUGGCUCUUUAUGAUAUAAGAGACAACCGGAAGCUGUCUGCUGAUUUCCAUGUGGACCUAAAUCAUACCGUUGUUAGACAGAUGAUAGCACAUUCUUCACCCUCGUUAGAAAAUGGAACUAUUGGAACUGCUGGCACCAAAGAAGAAGAACCACAAAUCAAAGGAUUUCCAGAGGAAUGGCUGAAAUACCCAAAACAGGCAGUUUUUUCCAUAAGCAACCCUCAUUCAGAAAUUGUUCUGGUGGCAAAAAUUGAAAAGGUGCUCAUGGGAAAUAUUGCUGCCAGUGCAGAACCUUACAUAAGGAAUCCGGACUCCAACAAGUGGGCCCAGAAAGUAUUAAAAUCCAACAAACAGUUCUGCAGCAAGUUGGGAAAAUAUCGGAUGCCCUUUGCUUGGUCUGUACGACCAGUCUUUAAGGAUAAUCAGGGAAAUAUUGACAGAGACUCACGAUUCUCACCCUUGUUCAGACAAGAAAGUAGCAAAAUUUCAGCCGAGGACCUUAUUAAACUAGUAACAGAAUACAGAAGAGCAGAGAAGAUUAAUAAAAUUCAAAUCAUCCCUGGCAGUUUAGAAAUCACAGUUGAUUGUGUACCUUUGGAGCACCCAAAUUGUGUAACAUCAUCUUUCAUUCCAAUCAAGCCUUUUAAUGAUUUCAAAGAGUGUGAACCAACAGUAGAAGUAGAGGAAUUUGUUGAAGAAUCUACAAAGUACUCUCAGAUUUACAGAGUGUAUAAAAACCAAAUAUAUAUCUACCCCAAACAUCUGAAAUAUGAUAGCCAAAAAUGCUUCAACAAGGCACGGAAUAUAACAGUGUGUAUUGAAUUUAAAAGCUCAGAUGAAGAAGGAGCCACACCUGUAAAGUGCAUCUAUGGGAAACCUGGUGGACCACUGUUUAUAUCAGCAGCAUAUACAGCUGUACUACAUCACUCUCAGAACCCUGAUUUUUAUGAUGAGGUGAAAAUUGAGCUGCCUACUCAGCUGCACAGGAAACACCAUAUUCUGUUCUCAUUUUACCAUGUUACCUGUGACAUAAAUGCAAAAGCUAAUGCCAAAAAGAAAGAGGUCCUGGAAACUUCAGUGGGAUAUGCUUGGCUGCCUUUGCUGAAAGAUGACCAGCUAGUGUCUCAAGAACAUAACAUACCUGUGGCAACCAGUUUGCCUCCUGGUUACCUAAGCCUUCAGGAUCCUGCAACUGGGAAGCACAGUGGAGGGGACAUUAAGUGGGUAGAUGGAGGAAGGCCACUCUUCAAAGUGUCUACAUUGGUUGUAUCAACAGUUUACACUCAGGACCCAUAUUUGAACAGAUUUUUUCAGCAGUGCCAAAAAAGGAACAGGGAUCUCUCUCAGCCACCUACCUCAAACUUCAUCAUCUCCUGCAAGAAUUUGCUUAAAAUAGAGAAGAUCCAUGUAAUCGUGAAUUUUCUCCCUGUAAUUCUGAACCAGCUAUUUUGGGUUCUUGUACAGAAUAAAGAGGAUCAGGUUACAACAGCUGUGACCAGGGUACUCACUGAUAUUGUUGCCAAGUUCCACGAAGAACAACUGGAGCACUGUAUCCAUUCAUAUGUAAAGUAUGUUUUCAAAACCAAGUCUUUUGAAGAAAGAACUGUUCAUGAGGAGCUGGCUAAAAACAUGACAGGCCUUCUGAAGUCAAAUGAACAGAGGACAGUGAAACAUGUUUUAAAGCACUCCUGGUUCUUUUUUGCAAUUAUAUUGAAAUCAAUGGCACAACAUUUGAUUGAUACAAAGAGAGUUAAGAUGCCUCGCACUGAGAGGUUUCCAGAGUCCUUCCAAAAUGAGCUAGAUACAGUCAUAAUGGUCAUAUCAGAUCAUGUUGUUUGGAAGCACAGGGAUGCUCUUGAAGAGACAAAUAAUGCAAAUCACAGUGUUGGCAGGUUUUUGAAGCGUUGCUUCACUUUCAUGGAUCGUGGAUUUGUAUUUAAACUAAUCAACAGCUAUAUAAGCAUGUUUGGACCAGGUGACCCCAAGAUAUUGUUCCAGUAUAAAUUUGACUUUCUUCAAGAAGUUUGUAACCAUGAACACUUCAUUCCUCUGUGUUUACCUAUAAAAUCUGCAGACAUUCCAGAUCCAACAACACCAUCAGAAACAACACAGCAGUAUCGUGCAUCAGAUGUGCCGGAAUACACACUGACGAAUGAAUUUUGCCGGAAGCAUUUCUUGAUUGGCUUACUUCUUCGGGAGGUUGGGUGGGCUCUCCAGGAAGACCAGGAUAUCAGACACAUGGCCUUAGCUGUACUGAAAAAUCUCAUGGCAAAGCAUUCAUUUGAUGACCGAUACACAGAGCUGGAGAAGCAGGAAAAAAUAGCAAACUUAUAUAUGCCUCUUUAUGGCUUGCUUUUGGACAACAUGCCAAGGAUCUAUAUGUUUCUGUACAACAUGAAUACAUCCAAUCAGGGAUCCAGGGAUGAUCUGAGCACUAACGGGGGAUUUCAGAGUCAGACGGUAAUGAAACAUGCGAAUUCUGUAGAUACCUCUUUUUCCAAAGAUGUUCUUAACUCUAUUGCAGCCUUUUCAUCAGUAGCUAUUUCUGCAGCCAACCAUGCUGAUUCCAGAGGCUCCUUAGCAAGUCUUGACUCUAACCCAAGCACCAAUGAAAAGAACAGUGAGGCAACAGAAACAUGUGAAAAGAUUGUGAGACCCCUGUCUCUCAUUGGAUCGGCCCUUCGUUUUGACAAGCUAGAUCAGGCUGAAACUAGAAGUCUUCUGAUGUGUUUCCUUCACAUUAUGAAAACAAUUUCAGAAGAUACUUUGAUCUCCUACUGGCAAAGAGCCCCAUUCACAGAGCUAACAGACUUUUUCAACAUUUUAGAGGUUUGCCUUCAAAAUUUCAGAUAUCUUGGGAAACGAAACAUAGUGAGGAAAAUUGCUGCUGCAUUUAAAUUUGUUCAAGCCAGCCAGAAUAAUGGGACUUUUAAAGGCUCCAACUUAUCCUGUCAGACAUCUGGUCUUCUGCCCCAGUGGAUACACUCUGCUUCCAGUAGUGAGGUUCACAAACAUCACAGAUCUCAAACUCUGCCAAUAAUCCGUGGCAAAAAUCCCUUUUCUAAUCCUAAACUCCUGCAGAUGAUAGACAGCACAAUUACAAGUGGUUCCAAUGAAACAGAUAUUGUGAACUACGUAGAUACUGAAGCCAACAUUGCCACAGAAGUUUGCCUUACAAUUCUGGACAUAUUAUGCCUUUUCACUCAUCAUCAUCAGAGACAACUGCAACAAUCAGAUUGCCAGAAUACACUGAUGAAGAAAGUCUUUGAUACCUACCUGCUGUUUUUACAAAUCAAUCAUUCCACAGCAGCCCUCAGGCAUGUUUUUGCUGCUCUAAGAUUGUUUGUGAGUAAGUUUCCCUCAGCAUUUUUCCAAGGGCAAGCUGAUCUAUGUGGCUCAUUCUGCCAUGAGAUUCUGAAGUGUUGUAAUCACAGGUCACGGUCAACUCAGAUGGAAGCUUCUGCUCUGCUUUAUUUUUUCAUGAGAAAGAACUUUGAAUUUAAUAAGCAGAAGUCAAUUGUAAGGUCCCAUUUGCAGCUCAUCAAAGCUGUAAGCCAACUUAUUGCAGAUGCUGGAAUUGGAGGUUCUCGUUUUCAGCAUUCACUGGCAAUUACAAAUAACUUUGCUAAUGGAGACAAGCAAAUGAAAAACAGUAACUUUCCAGCAGAAGUGAAAGACUUGACUAAACGCAUACGGACAGUUUUAAUGGCUACAGCCCAGAUGAAAGAGCAUGAGAAGGACCCUGAGAUGCUAGUGGAUUUGCAGUACAGUUUGGCAAAUUCGUAUGCCAGUACGCCUGAACUGCGUAGGACCUGGCUGGAGAGCAUGGCCAAGAUCCAUGCUAGAAAUGGAGAUUUGUCAGAGGCUGCCAUGUGUUAUAUCCAUAUAGCUGCCCUUAUUGCCGAAUACCUGAAACGAAAGGGUUACUGGAAAGUGGAAAAGAUUUGUCCUUCUCGUUUGCUCCUGGAGGAUGCUGAGCUCUCUGAUAGUAAUGUCUUACUAACAACUCACACUGGAGGAAGCUUGUUUUCCAUGGGAUGGCCAGCUUUCCUCAAUAUUACACCUAAUAUUAAAGAAGAAGGAGCUAUGAAAGAAGACUCUGGAAUGCAAGAUACACCAUAUAAUGAGAAUAUCCUUGUGGAACAGCUGGAAUUGUGUGUUGACUAUCUGUGGAAAUCCGAGAGAUAUGAACUCAUUGCUGAAGUUAUUAAGCCAAUCAUUGCAGUGUUUGAGAAACAGAGGGAUUUCAAGAGGCUGUCAGAGUUAUACUAUGACAUCCACAGAUCUUACCUAAAAGUGGCAGAAGUAGUGAAUUCAGAGAAGCGCUUGUUUGGACGAUACUACCGUGUGGCAUUUUAUGGACAGGCUGUGGGUUUUUUUGAAGAAGAGGAGGGUAAAGAAUACAUCUACAAGGAGCCCAAAUUAACAGGCCUGUCUGAAAUUUCCCAGAGACUGCUGAAACUUUAUGCAGAUAAAUUUGGAGCUGAUAAUGUGAAAAUUAUCCAAGAUUCCAACAAGGUUAACCCUAAGGACCUGGAUCCAAAAUAUGCUUACAUCCAAGUGACCUAUGUCACACCCUUCUUUGAUGAGAAAGAAGCUGAGGAACGAAAGACUGACUUUGAAAUGCACCACAAUAUCAAUCACUUUGUAUUUGAAACACCGUUCACACUAUCAGGAAAGAAGCAUGGAGGAGUAGAAGAGCAGUGCAAAAGAAGGACCAUUCUGACAACUAGUCAUUUCUUUCCAUAUGUGAAGAAGAGAAUACAAGUUGUAAGCCAAACAAGCACAGAACUCAACCCCAUUGAAGUGGCCAUUGAUGAGAUGUCUAAAAAAAUUUCAGAACUCAAUCAGCUCUGCACAAUGGAAGAAGUAGAUAUGAUUAGGCUGCAACUGAAAUUGCAAGGAAGUGUUAGCGUCAAGGUAAAUGCAGGGCCUAUGGCUUAUGCUCGAGCUUUCCUUGAAGAAACUAAUGCUAAGAAAUACCCAGAUAACCAAGUAAAACUUCUGAAGGAGAUCUUCAGGCAGUUUGCAGAAGCAUGUGGACAAGCUCUUGAAGUUAAUGAACGCCUUAUUAAGGAAGACCAGUUGGAAUAUCAAGAGGAAAUGAAAUCGCAUUACAAGGAUAUGCUCAGUGAGCUCUCUGAAGUUAUGAAUGAACAGCUCUUUCAUGGUCAAUGCUUAUACAACUUCUCUGCUUCACUGUCUAAUAUUUCCCUCAAUACUAUAGCCAAAAGUGAUCACCUGCAAGGAGGAGUCUGCAAAGCAUCAAGGAGUGGAACAACCUUAUUCCAAUGCAAUCAGUAGAACAACCACAGUCCUGCCUGGACCCCUGGUGUCAUCAAAUACUGACAUUUGAUAGCCCAUGUUGACUUUGAGCACAGUACUAGGGGAUGGUUGGAUUAUUUUCAGUAACUGUGUAAAUGAAUCAUGAAGGAUUCCAUAAACAGUGAACAGUGGUAUAUUGUUUUUAUUUAUUGAACAUUUCCAGUGUUCUUUCAUUUUGAUUGCCAGUUGAUUUUUAUUUUAUUUUUUUAAUUUUAUUGCCUUUCCUGACAUUUGCACAUUUCCUAUGUUUUUUUCCUGUAUGGGCCAGUCUUUUAUUAAACAGACUGAAAAUGAAUUUUUCAUUGACCAUUUAGUUUCACAGCAAGCCUUACGUUUGCCAUAAAUGAUAAUACAAUCUAAUACAAGUCCUAGUAUUCAUAUACAGUAUUUUAAAGGUCAAAAGUGAAUGUUUUAUAACAUUUAAGUAUAUUGUAAUUGUAAAUAGAAGAUAUGUAAAAUAUGUCCUUUUUAUGAAAUGUUUAGUUAAUGAUUGACAUGACUAAA